Messenger RNA from Fusarium odoratissimum NRRL 54006, 1244 nucleotides. RefSeq lists its product as uncharacterized. The transcript has 4 exons. Bases 303 to 689 code for a protein of 128 amino acids. The record is from RefSeq and is a predicted model, not a curated record. Lineage: Eukaryota; Fungi; Ascomycota; Sordariomycetes; Hypocreales; Nectriaceae.
CAGUAGGUACGGUACAGUGCAGUAUAGUAAUGCAAAUGAGUGAGUGAAGCCUUGGAUGACUGAGGAUUUGCAUGCCCCAAUGCAAACAUCGGACAUGGACGACGCCGAAUGGCAAGUGCGUUUGUGAAUGCAAUAAGUAACAACCCCUUCCCCUCCAUCUAGCCCUUUCCCUCUCCUCCCUCCUCAUCACACCUUCAAAGCACAACAGCAAUCCAAUCUCACUUACAAUCUUCUGCUUUUAACGCAAAAGAAUCAACUAUCAAAUCAGAUCUUCUCGAUCAACCACAUAACAACAACUCAAAAUGACGGAACCUCUCUCCAAGGUCGAUUCAGCCGUUCAGGGCCUCUCAAGCUCACCUCCCGCCAAGGAUGACAAGAAGACGCGGCGACAAAGCUCAGCAGCAGCACCUGGCGUUUACAACGUCAAUGACCUUGAGGCCGAGGGCAUUGACCUCGAGCUCGCACCCGAGACCCAGAAGACGGGAUGGAAGAUCAACACCAGUCCCAACACAAUAGAAGACCCUGCCAUCCUCAAGCUUCAUCUGUCAAAACCGCCCGUCAAGAGAAUCGACCUUCACUUCCCACUAGGAAAGGAGGUAACAGCACGAAACCUCAAGGGUGUAACAAUCAAGGAUGCACUAGACGCUAUCCACAAGGCAUAUAAGAAGCGGGUAUGUUUGGACCUCUGAGCCACCCUCCCUAAGAAUACUGACUGACAUACCCAGGCCGAUGAUGAGCUCGACAAGCCCUACCUCGCUGGUUUCGAGUGGGACAAGGAAGAGUCAUGGACCCAACUUGUUGUUCACCUUCAGGCUCAGCCCACAAGCACAACAUUGGGUGGUCCUUCCGGUGGUGGAAAGAAGAAGAAGAACAAGAAGCAAGACGAGUAAUAGCUUCAUUCCACUCCGGUAUCUGUCUCAAUAGUUCCUAUAAUUCUUGUUCGUUUCGCUGGUUUCGUUGCGAGUCGGCGCUCGGGAUAUUGCGUCUAGAUAUUCUCGGCCUGGUCAUGUUGUUUGCGACUGCUGGAAGCGUCGCUUGGUGUACACCUCUAUAGUUCUUGUUAUCGCUGGUCGAUUCGGUCGGCGUUUGAGGUUCCAUGUAUCGUGGUUCCUCGAUAUAAUUUAUACAUUCCCCACACAAUUGGAAGUUCAUGAACUCUGAAGUUAAUUGCCAACUGAAGUUGAAUUUGAGAAGACAUGAUGAGCCAAUUGCCCACAUGUUCCCCGGCUUAAGCUCCUCACUCA